CGCGCAUCACCGGCUAGCAUGUUAGCGCGAGGCUGUUAGCUUCGCUACAUUAGUAAUGUUUUAACUAACGUUAGUCGGUUUUAUACCAACAAUUACAACUUACCAUCACGCUAUUAGCAAACUCGUAAAUCGCAACGUAUAUGCAAAACGACGCAUUUCAACAAGGAAAAAAUCGCGUCUCGAGACAGAAUGGAAGAACAAGCGAGCAACACCAUUGAGGUGACUGUGAAAACCCUGGACUCUCAGAGCAGGAGUUACACAGUUGAGGCACAGAUGACCGUGAAAGAUUUCAAGGAGCACAUUUCACCAUCUGUUGGAAUUCCUGUUGAUAAACAAAGGCUUAUUUACCAGGGGAGAGUACUUCAAGAUGAGAAAACCCUCACAGAGUACAAUGUGGAUGGAAAAGUGAUUCACCUUGUGGAGCGGGCCCCACCACAGACCACACAGCAGGGCUCUGGAUCAGGUGGUGUACCUGGUUCCUCUGGGGCGACACAGGGAGGAAAUCAAAACCCGAAUUCAACCAGUAGCACUCAAGGGACUCCGCUUGGGCCUACGCAUGAUCGCAACGCCAAUAGCUAUGUGAUGCUGGGGACUUUUAAUUUGCCUGUUAACAUGAUGGACCCUCAGCAAAUACAGAUGUCCAUUCAGCAGAUGAUGACAGGACUGGGAGACAGUGCAAGGAAUCCACGAGUCAGUACCAGCACUGGGACCAAUGGCUCUGUGAAUGUUCAGAUAGAUUUUGACCAGUCAUUGCAGAGUGAGCCAAGACUGCGCCUGCUGCUGGCUGAAAACUUGUUGAGAGACACCAAUGCUGUGAUUCAGAGACUGGAGGGUCAGCCAGCGGACGGCUCCUCUUCUCAGGAGGACUCUGCACCUCCACCUGCCUCCUCCACUUCUACUCCAUCUCCUUCUGCGCAGCCUAUGGACACUUCUCCACCUCCGUCUACUACGCCACCAUCCUCAUCCUCCUCCACCCAGACUGAGGGAGCUCCACCUCCUGCGGCAGGCCUCAGUCACCCGAGCCCAGCUGAGAUGGUGGAGAUGUUGUCAGAGCUGCGGAGGGUGGAGGAGAGACUCCAGCCCUUCAUUCAGAGAGCUCACCUCAUUCUAGAGGCUGCCACCACCGCAGAUUACAACAACAAUACUCAAGAGAGGGAUGAGGACCAGCGCAUUCUCAACCUGGUGGGGGAGGCCCUUCGUCUCCUGGGAAACGCUCUGGUGGCCCUCAGUGACUUGCGCUGCAACCUCCUAAGCAACCCUCCACGACACCUGCAUGUCAUCCGGCCCAUGUCCCACUACACCUCCUCUGUUUUGACCCCAGCAGGCGUUCACCACCUUCCCAUGCAGUUGAAUCUUGGAUCUUCUGUGGCCAUGUCAGCCAAUGGCAGACCAGCAGCUGACGGUCAACCUCAGACUACUGGCCAAUCAGAUCAGCAAGGCCAGGGACCAACAGCUGCCAAUCAACCUGGUCCAGCCAAUCAGCCCAGUGGACAAACAGGACCCAGAGUCAUCCGGAUUAGUCAUCAGACCAUGGAGCCUGUAGUGAUGAUGCAGAUGAACAUUGAUGAUUCUGGAAAUGCUGCACAGCCUAAUGGACAACAGAAUGGGACUGGCACCGGACAGCCUGGUGCUCCCCCUACUGUUCAGAUUCCUGGUUUACCUCCAGAGUUCAUGCAGGCAAUCGUGCAUCAGGUCACUCAGCAAGCCAUGGCCAUGGCAAACGCUGCCUCUACUGGCCAACAGACGCAACAUACACCCCCUCCAGCCGCAAAUACAGGCUCCACUCCUCCUCCGAUGCCACCUUACCCACCGCAGGCCAGAGUGGUGUUUACCAGACCCUCCUUUACCCACAGGAUGUCCAGCCCUACUUUCACCACCAGAGGGGCCACCAUCAACCUCAGGGCAGCUGUCCCAACCAUGAUGGGCCAACAGCCAGGACAGGCUGGACACUUCCCUCCGGCCGCUCUGAAUCAGAUGAUUGGAGGACUGGUUGGGCAGCUUCUGACAGGAGCUGCUGGACAGACGGCCAGCCAAACCGUAGCAUCCACUGCACAAACGUUCACCUUCACCACGUCUGCUUCCACAAGCACUCCAUUUGCCUCAACAACCACCACAAGUGCCUCUGGGCCGACACAGUCUAGCAGUAGCAGUAGCAGUACCAGCACUAGCUCCAGCUCCAGCUCCAGCUUCAGCACCAGCACUUCCCAGACAGGAUCUGUACCACCGCCCCCUCAGGAAAACCCUUUUGGGGGAAACCUGGAGCAGUUGUUGGGCUCUUUGCUGGGUGGAGCUGUUGCCGCAGGUGGCCCAAGCCCUUCCAUAACAGUCACAAUGCCUGGGGUUCCCACCUUUAUACAAGGGGUCACAGACUUCAUGCAGGCUUCCCAAACACUUUUCUCUCAGCCUCCUGCGGGACAGCCUCCCACCUCGACCCCCAGUGCUCCCACAGCACCACCAAACACAGCCAGCGCUCCCGGAGCCACAGCAGCCGCCGAAGGCCUGAACCCUGAGCUCUUCACCGGGAUAGUGCAAGGCGUCCUGUCCACCAUGAUGGGCUCCCUGGGUACCCCUCAAAAUGAAACCGAGAGUAUUGCUCAGUUCAUCCAGAGACUCUCCCAGACCAGCAACAUCUUCACUCCUGGUACUGGAGACGCUAUGGGUUUCUUCGGUGAUCUUCUGGCUUUGGUGUGCCAGAACUUCUCUAUGGUGGACAUGGUGCUGUUGCUUCAUGGGCAGCACCAGCCGCUGGGGCGAAUCCAGCCACAACUCGCACAGUUCUUCACUGAGCAUUUCCUGCAAGGCCGUGAGCCCACUGAGGCCAAUAUUACUGCAGCUGCUGAUGACUUAAUCGCUGAACUUGAGGAAUACAUCACAGAAAGCUUUUCAACCGUGGCAGUCCGCGAUGGAGUGGAUAUCACACAGACAAACCGGGCUUUUCUCAGACAGCAGCUCACAGGAAUCGCCACCCACAUUCUGCAAUGCACCGAUCAGACAUUUGGGCCUCGGCUACUGCAGCUGUGUAAUCGCGCUCUCUUUGAGUGUCUGGCUCUCAACCUCUACUGUCUGAAUGGAGAACAAAGUGCCCUUACUGCCGUCAUCAACCACCGCAUUAGGACGAUGUCAGCGGAGGUGAACCCUAGCCUGGUGAACUGGUUAACCAGUAUGAUGACCAUGAGGCUGCAAGUGAUAUUGGAGCACAUCCCCAUCACAGAGGAACAGAUCACACAUUACAUCAUCAACAGACAGAGUGAAGAAUCUGUACAAAGGCCUACGCCGGAUCCUGAGCCUCAGAAUGUGGAGAUGGGGGACAGUCUCUCUCCGACUCCUGCUACUACAGCAGAAGAAGCUCUGGCCUCAUCCCAGGACACAGGAGCAGUGGGAGCUCCAGCUAGAGAUGGAGAGGGAGCUGUUGGAGGAGAGGAGACUGGGAGAGAUGCUGAAGCCUGGGCUGCUGCGUUGCCCCCUGAAUGGGUUCCCAUUAUCAGACAAGAUCAGGUCAGUCAGAGGAAGAUGAAGGCCCAGCCUCCUCUCUCUGAUGCAUAUCUGCUCGGGAUGCCAGCAAAGCGCAGGAAGAUGGUGAAGAGUGAUGGGCUCAGACUGUCUCUCUCUGAGGCAGUGAGUCAAGCGGCCAGAUCAGCCGGUGUAACACCCAUCACAGCUCCUAAUGCCCUAGAAGGGGACUUAGAAAAUCCUGAGCUUCAGGAAGCCUACAGUGAACAGCUGAAAAACGACAUCCAGAAGCGAGUAAAGGACGACCCAGAUUACAACCCCAGGCGGUUUCCUAACACACAUCAGGUGUUUCCUCCAGACUCCUAAUUUUUCCUCUUGCUUACAUGUUCAGCCCUGUUCCUCGCGUGGGGUGUGUGUUUGAUUUGCACAGUUGUGUGUUGUCAGACGAGACGACUUCACUCUUCACAUUUCUAUCAGUAUCUUUUAACAGACUAUGAGUCUCGGCUUGCAGGACCACGUCUGGAUGCUUCAUCAGAUGUUCUAUUGUGUAGUUCGUGCAUGUAUGGAGGAGUCGCGUGCUGUCUGUGCACACGCAACAUCUGAUAAGCAUCUCUUCCUGGUCAACACAGAUACAUUUGUGUCAAGAGGCGGUCUGAGCGCCACCGCUGCAUCACAACUGUGUUAUGGUGCAGUCUGAUAAAUAAGUAAGUGAAUCCAGAAAGAUAUAUGUGCCGAUAACAAAAGGAUUAAACUGAUAAUGCAGAAAGGAUGCUGUUGUUUAAAGCUUUACUGAUAAUAUAACAUUACGCCUUGCCUUUCACCUCUCCCAUGAUUCUGCUACGGCUUUAUCUAUGGUACCUUGCAAAAUAAUAAUCAAUGUGUGUAAUUAUGUAAUUUGGACAUGACAUUUGAAACCAUGAAUGUAAAAUGCCUGAAAUUAAACAUUUUUGCACUGGU
Messenger RNA from Danio aesculapii, 4407 nucleotides. RefSeq names its product BCL2 associated athanogene 6 (gene bag6). The transcript has 25 exons. The record is from RefSeq and is a predicted model, not a curated record. NCBI's taxonomy places the organism in Eukaryota, Metazoa, Chordata, Actinopteri, Cypriniformes, Danionidae. The coding region runs from base 190 to 3816 and encodes 1208 amino acids. Gene Ontology annotation, molecular function: misfolded protein binding; polyubiquitin modification-dependent protein binding. Gene Ontology annotation, cellular component: BAT3 complex.